This is a messenger RNA of Sycon ciliatum, 4038 nucleotides long. RefSeq names its product inversin-like. Lineage: Eukaryota; Metazoa; Porifera; Calcarea; Leucosolenida; Sycettidae. Gene Ontology annotation, biological process: protein localization to ciliary inversin compartment. The transcript is spliced from 20 exons. Gene Ontology annotation, cellular component: cytoplasm; ciliary inversin compartment. Bases 328 to 3768 code for a protein of 1146 amino acids. Gene Ontology annotation, molecular function: protein binding. The record is from RefSeq and is a predicted model, not a curated record.
UCGACAUGUCGAUGAGUAGAUUCUACACCUUUUCUCAACGUUGGAAAAGAAUGAGAGAACUCAAGUCAAGACGUUGCGCUAGCUACUGUUUUGUCGGAUUCGGACAGUCUUUUGACCGGGCUAACAGUUUCUGUCAACUCCCUGCGAGCUUAUAGAGGGGACGGAUGGACGAAUCUACAUGUAGUUGGGCGUGUGCAGAAACGGAAAGUCAUGAUGCUGCUCUCUAGUCUAGGCUACAAUAAUUGUAGGUGAUGUUUUCUAGUGUUGUCACUGAGUAAAACCUUGAUCAAAUCAGCUUUGACGAAGUGUGCUUCGCGGUGCUUGAAAAUGGCGUCAUUUGGGAAGCGGCAGAAGUCAAAGAGCUUCGCAGUCUCGCCAGCAGGCCACAGCCACAAUGCGAAACCUCUGAACAGACGUGCAACCUCUACUUCGCUGGAGCUGACGCUGCAGGCGCAGGCGAGAAUGCGCCCGAAGACGUCGACAAGUGUUCGUCUGGCCACGCGUAACGCCGACGCAGCGCUGCAAUGUUGGGUUCUGCCUACUUCGGAGGGCGGUGCAGGUGGUACGGUGGCUAAUCUUCUCGAGAGGGCGGCGAGUACGAUUAGCCUGACUGGAGUGGCUGAGGAAGGUGCUGACGGUGACUUCUUGAGAAGAGUUCUGAAGAGCGGUCAACUGACUGGUCUGCACAAGGCAUGUGCACAAGGAAAUAUCAACGCAGUAGUCAGCAUUGUGAAGAUCGACAGCGAGCGUCAAGGGCAGCUUGGCUACGCCGGACUCAGCGAGCGCGACGUCUUUGGUCGAACGCCGCUGAUGUACGCGGCCGUGGCGGACUCCAAGCCGUGCCUGGACAUGCUGUUGACAUGCGGUGCCAAGAGAGAAGUGCGUGACCCCAAUGGCCACACUGCUGUGCACUAUGCAGCAUACUUUGGACAGCAUCGUGCACUGAAGUUCUUGAUAGAGGCCGCGUGUGACUGGGCACCACACGACAUCUAUGGACGGCCACCGCUACACAUCUCCAUCAGCAGUGACAGCGUGAAGUGCUUACAGCUUUUACUCAAGCACUGCAGUGUUGUUGGGGGUGACGUGGAUCUGGUGGACAAGGAGUCAAUGACGGCGUUGCACGUUGCAGCUCAUUGUGGCAAGGCACAGCAUCUAUCCACUCUGCUCAAAGCUGGGGCAAGCCCAAAGGCAGUGGACAUGGAAGGCAAAACAGCUAUGCACUGGGCAGUGACCAACACCGAUGCAACAUGCAUCACUACCUUGCAUCAGGCCUAUCCAGCCAUCGUCAACAUGAGGGAUAUCUACAGUGAGACAGUUCUGCACGUCGCCUCCAAGCUGGGUUAUGCACACAUUGUGGACGCUGUGUGCUCAAUGGAAAAUUGCAACAUGGAUACGAAGUGCCGUGAUGACCAGUCUGCACUGCACCUGGCCACUAUUCACUGUCAGAACUCCUGCGUCAGCACUCUGUUACGACAUGGUGCUCUGGAUGCCUGUGUGGAUUCCUUUGGGUUGAGCCCCUUGCACUACGCAAUCAUGUCAGGUAGCGUGGACGUUGUCCGUCUCUACGCUCAGCUAGAAUCGCUGGCCAACUUGCCUGACUCUGAUGGACGCCGGCCACUCCACUGGGCUGUAACGGAGGACAACGCUGAAAUGCUGGCGCUGCUGUUGGAACAUCCGGACAUGCAGGGCGAUGUGAACAUAGAGGACAAGAGGGGCAUGACAGCUGCUCAUCUUGCUGUCGAGAAUGGCAGCACAGACUGCCUCUCAGAGCUGCUCAACGCCAACGCCACCGUGAAUAAGAGGUCCUCCGAGGUGGAGUCACCGGUGUUUGUGGCAUGCGAGACCGGCAAGGCGCAGUGCUUGGAGUUGAUCAUGAGGUCUGGUUGCAACCCGAAUCUGGGCAGUUUCGAGGGACUGCCGUGCCUGCACGCCAUCAUCCUCGGCCAGCACACAGCUUCACUAAAAGUGCUGCUCAGUUACAGUGCCGAUGCCAACGUGUACGAUGCCGAAGGAACCAGUGCACUCCAGGCCGCAGCAUUCAGUGGCAACCAAGCGGCGGUGACUGAGCUGCUCCUGAACGGAGCGAGGCCUGAUGACCAGGGCUCCUCUGGGUUAACUCCGCUGCAUCUUGCAUCUGGUAGCGGUCACGAUGAAGUCGUGGAGGCGCUGCUUCAGCGAGGUGCUGCCGUCAAUGUCAGAUCGUUUGCGGAAGAAGACAUCACAGCACUGGACGCAGCCAAGCAGAAUGGCCAUGACGGAUGUGCAGCCAUAUUGCAACAGUGCGGUGGCAUGACGAUGGAGGAGAUCCAGAGCAAGGCAGCGACGAUAAUUCAAGCCGUCUCCCGGGGCUACCUGGCGCGCCGGAGCAUGCUGUGGCUGGUGGAGCGCAGGCUAGCCGUGGUGGCUAUUCAGAAAACUGUGCGAGGCUUCCUUCAGCGCAGGAGAUUCCAGUCGAUGCUGCAGAGGAGAAAUGCUGCUGUGACCAUACAGAGUUACUGGAGGGGACACUUGGAGCGGUGCAGCUACCGUAAAAAACUCACAGAGUGCAACCAGCAGGCAUAUCACCAGCGUCUUAUCCACACGCUGCAUGACCAGCUCACACAGAAGUGGAGGCAGGAGGGCUUGACGAGGACACCGCCCAAGGCGCAGCCUCCGGUGCAGACCAGGAAACAACUCCAGAAGAAUCCCCCGCAACCAAUACUACCACCAGCGUACGACCUAGAACCGGUGAAGUCUGUGACCAAGAUGCUGGAAGAGGAAAGCACAGAGGAGCGGCAGGAGCGGAUAGCUAUGGAGCGCAGGAAGCGCCUGGAGAUGGCACUGGCAAUGCGUGAACAGCACGCCACCAAGGUGAAGCAGGUGCAGCACUUCCAUGAACAGGAGAAGCAGCGGAUCAGGCAGAAAGAGCUUGCUAAGCAACGAGAGCACUACAGUGGCAUCGUGCAGGCCAGCGUGCAGCGACAUCGGCACGGCCGCGCGCUGAUGCACCACUCCCACACGGUGCGCUCCACCGUCACGGCCGCCAUCUCCGUGCAGCGCUGCUUCAGAGUGUGGCGGGACAAGAUCCGACAGAAACCGCUCGUCGAGCGAGAGCAGAAGCAGCGACUGCAUACGGAACAGCACGCCGCCGAGGCCAUUCAGUCCACGUGGCGCCAUUACCAGAGCAUGAAGAAGGUCAAGGAGGCUAAGCAGCUGCUGAAUCAGUACAGAGUGGAGUCAUUGAUGCGUGGCACCGAGGCAGAGAUGAACGUUGCACGCUACCAACAGCCAACAUUGCAGAAACGUUUUCAGUCAAGAAAGCUCCUCACAUCACCUCCUCCUCCUCCGGCCACAGGCAAAACUUCCUCACAGCCACCUAAACUAGGAGAGCAGGCAAGUCGCAAGUCAUUUUCACUACCGUCUGCUCCAGGGACGGGCAGAACAAUGCGGCACUCUACAUCACUCGCUGCACCGUCUACCUUUAAACCCCCUAGGACGCUCCAGAGCCAGCCAAAGUCAAUGAGGACCUCUCGCGCCGUAUCUGUGAAUGCGCCACCCGCUCGCCAACCUGAUAAUGACGAACUGUUGGAUCUAAUGAGCUCCCUUCCAAAGCGUUCCAUGAGCAGCAGGAAUGUUCAAUCAUCAAAUCCUCUGCAAAGAAGAGACAGCAAGCCACACGGCGGCUCACAAGAUUCUGCCAGUGAAGUUGCUGCGCCCCUGUCGAAAACUAAACACAGGCGGUGGAGUAUUCCUUCUCGCCCAGUUCUGCCGAGAAUAGCAGAUCUCUGAACUCAUUACCCUUGCAAACAGUCAAUGCAGCUUGCUUGGGCGUUGGAUGCCUGUGCUUCAGCCCGCUGGAUCAUGGAAUCAAUUGAGAUUUGACCUACAUUGUAAUUGGUGCAAUCCUUGAUAGUUGAUGCAAAUAAAAGUUGCUCCAAGAUUAGUAAGAGAAAGAGCUAUGAACUUUAUACUUGAAGGCAUUCUGCACUGGUAGAAUUUGGAAACUAAAUGUGACAUCCAAUCUGCCACUUUUCAGAAAUGAACCUUCUAAAAAAGGAA